This is a messenger RNA of Propithecus coquereli (Coquerel's sifaka), 4075 nucleotides long. It is a transcript of the gene ZMYND8, whose product is annotated as zinc finger, MYND-type containing 8. The transcript has 24 exons. The coding region runs from base 277 to 3774 and encodes 1165 amino acids. Gene Ontology annotation, molecular function: protein binding. NCBI's taxonomy places the organism in Eukaryota, Metazoa, Chordata, Mammalia, Primates, Indriidae. Gene Ontology annotation, biological process: regulation of DNA-templated transcription. The record is from RefSeq and is a predicted model, not a curated record.
GGAAGUUGGUAGAUCCAGGCAUGUGGCCUGCUAGGAGCGCAUUUGGCUUUUCUUAGGGAUGGCUCUUGCUCACCCGAGCCUCACAAAGAUAAUCGCUCAGGAAGUGUUUCAGCCAAUCCGGGGCGGCUUUACACUCGGAUUUGCCGGGGCAGCCAAUCGGGGAUGAGCUUUUAUUAGGCGGCCAGAUCAUCAGCCGAAGUGCCAAACCCUUUUUCUGUGAGAACUAGGAGCCUGUCCUCCAUGUUUUAUAAGUAUUGACAUUACACAGUGUUAACAAUGCAUCCACAGAGCUUGGCUGAAGAGGAAAUAAAAACAGAACAGGAGGUGGUAGAGGGCAUGGAUAUCUCUACUCGCUCCAAAGAUCCUGGCUCUACAGAGAGAACGGCCCAGAAAAGAAAGUUACCCAGCCCUCCACAUUCUUCCAACGGCCACUCGCCACAGGAUGCGUCAGCAAGCCCCAUUAAAAAGAAAAAGAAACCCGGCUUACUGAACAACAAUAGCAAGGAGCAGGAUGGACGGAAUGAUUUCUACUGCUGGGUUUGUCACCGGGAAGGCCAAGUCCUUUGCUGUGAGCUCUGUCCCCGGGUUUAUCACGCUAAGUGUCUGAGACUGACAUCGGAACCAGAGGGGGACUGGUUUUGUCCUGAAUGUGAGAAAAUUACAGUAGCAGAAUGCAUCGAGACGCAGAGUAAAGCCAUGACGAUGCUCAACAUUGAACAGUUGUCUUACCUGCUCAAGUUUGCCAUUCAGAAAAUGAAACAGCCAGGGACAGAUGCAUUCCAGAAGCCCGUUCCAUUGGAACAGCAUCCUGACUAUGCGGAAUACAUUUUCCAUCCCAUGGACCUUUGUACAUUAGAAAAGAACGCUAAAAAGAAAAUGUAUGGCUGCACAGAAGCCUUCCUGGCGGAUGCAAAGUGGAUUUUGCACAACUGCAUCAUUUAUAACGGGGGAAAUCACAAAUUGACGCAAAUAGCGAAAGUAGUCAUCAAAAUCUGUGAACAUGAGAUGAACGAAAUCGAAGUAUGUCCAGAAUGUUAUCUAGCUGCUUGCCAAAAACGAGAUAACUGGUUUUGUGAGCCUUGUAGCAAUCCACAUCCUUUGGUCUGGGCAAAACUGAAGGGGUUUCCAUUCUGGCCUGCAAAAGCUCUGAGGGAUAAAGAUGGGCAGGUCGAUGCCCGUUUCUUUGGACAACACGACAGGGCCUGGGUUCCAAUAAAUAAUUGCUACCUCAUGUCUAAAGAAAUUCCUUUUUCUGUGAAAAAGACGAAAAGCAUUUUCAACAGCGCCAUGCAAGAGAUGGAGGUUUACGUGGAGAACAUCCGCAGGAAGUUUGGGGUUUUUAAUUACUCUCCGUUCAGGACGCCCUACACGCCCAAUAGCCAGUACCAAAUGCUGCUUGACCCCACCAACCCCAGCGCCGGCACUGCCAAGAUAGACAAGCAGGAGAAGAUCAAGCUCAACUUUGACAUGACGGCGUCCCCCAAGAUCCUGAUGGGCAAACCCAUGCUGAGUGGGGGCACGGGCCGCCGGAUUUCGCUGUCGGAUAUGCCGCGCUCCCCCAUGAGCACAAACUCUUCCGUGCACACGGGCUCCGAUGUGGAGCAGGACACCGAGAAGAAGGCCACAUCGAGCCACUUCAGCGCGAGCGAGGAGUCCAUGGACUUCCUCGAUAAGAGCACAGCUUCACCAACCUCUACAAAGACAGGACAAGCGGGGAGUCUCUCUGACAGCCCGAAACCUUUCUCUCCUCAACCGUCAACUCCAAUCACAACGAAAACGGACAAAACAUCCACCACUGGAAGCAUCCUGAAUCUUAACCUGGAUCGCAGCAAGGCGGAGAUGGACCUGAAGGAGCUGAGCGAGUCCGUGCAGCAAUCCGCGCCGGUCCCCCUCAUCUCGCCCAAGCGGCAGAUUCGCAGCAGGUUCCAGCUCAACCUGGACAAGACCAUAGAGAGUUGCAAAGCACAAUUAGGCAUCAAUGAAAUCUCGGAAGAUGUUUACACGGCCGUGGAGCACAGCGAUUCCGAGGAUUCCGAGAAGUCAGACAGUAGCGACAGUGAGUAUAUCAGUGACGAUGAGCAGAAGCCCAAGAAUGAGCCAGAAGACACAGAAGACAAAGAGGGAAGUCGGGGGGACAAAGACCCAUCUGCUGUCAAAAAAAAACCCAAACUGGCAAACCCAGUGGAGAUCAAAGAGGAGGCGAAAAGCAUGUCGCCGACCAGCGAGCAAGUAGAUCCCGGAGCAGCCAAGGACAAGGCCAGCCCUGAGCCCGAGAAGGAUUUUUCAGAAAAAGCAAAACCGUCGCCUCAUCCCACGAAGGAUAAAUUGAAGGGAAAAGAUGAGAUGGAUUCCCCAACGGUACAUUUGGGCCUGGACUCCGAUUCGGAGAGUGAACUUGUCAUAGAUUUAGGAGAAGACCAUUCUGGGCGGGAGGGUCGAAAAAAUAAGAAGGAACCCAAAGAACCAUCUCCCAAGCAGGAUGUUGUAGGUAAAGCUGCGCCAUCCAUGACAGCGGGCAGCCAGUCUCCCCCGGAAACGCCGGUGCUCACCCGCUCUUCCUCCCAAGCUCCCGCCGCUGGUGUCACGGCCACCACCAGCUCGACAUCUGCCGUCACGGUCACGGCCCCGGCCCCGGCCCCGGCUCCCGCCGCCACAGGAAGCCCAGUGAAAAAGCAGAGGCCGCUUUUACCGAAGGAGACUGCCCCGGCCGUGCAGCGGGUCGUGUGGAACUCAUCAACGGUCCAGCAGAAGGAGAUCACACAGAGCCCCUCCACCUCCACCAUCACCCUGGUGACCAGCACACAGUCGUCACCCCUGGUCACCAGCUCGGGAUCCACGAGCACCCUCGCGUCUUCAAUCAGCGCUGACCUGCCCAUCGCCACCGCCUCCGCCGAUGUCGCCGCGGACAUCGCCAAGUACACUAGCAAAAUGAUGGACGCAAUAAAAGGAACGAUGACAGAGAUAUACAACGAUCUUUCUAAGAACACUACCGGAAGCACCAUAGCCGAGAUUCGCAGGCUGAGGAUUGAGAUAGAGAAGCUUCAGUGGCUGCACCAGCAGGAGCUCUCCGAGAUGAAACACAACUUGGAGCUGACCAUGGCGGAGAUGCGGCAGAGCCUGGAGCAGGAGCGGGACCGGCUUAUCGCCGAGGUGAAGAAGCAGCUGGAGCUGGAGAAGCAGCAGGCGGUGGACGAGACCAAGAAGAAGCAGUGGUGUGCCAACUGCAAGAAGGAGGCCAUCUUUUACUGCUGCUGGAACACCAGCUACUGCGACUACCCCUGCCAGCAGGCCCACUGGCCUGAGCAUAUGAAGUCCUGCACCCAGUCAGCGACCGCCCCUCAGCAGGAAGCGGAUACCGAGGUGAACACGGAAACAGUGAACAAGUCUUCCCAGGGCAGCUCCUCUAGCACCCAGUCUGCGCCUUCGGAAACAGCCAGCGCCUCGAAAGAGAAGGAGACGUCAGCUGAGAAAAGCAAGGACAGUGGCUCGACCCUCGACCUUUCUGGCUCCAGAGAGACGCCCUCCUCCAUGCUCUUAGGCUCCAACCAAGGCUCUGUUAGCAAAAGGUGUGACAAGCAACCUGCCUAUGCCCCAACCACCACAGACCACCAGCCGCACCCCAACUACCCAGCCCAGAAGUACCAUUCCCGGAGUAGCAAAUCCAGCUGGAGCAGCAGCGAUGAGAAGCGAGCGUCGGCACGUUCCGAGCACAACACCAGUAGUACCAAGAGUCUCUUGCCGAAAGAGUCUCGGCUGGACACCUUCUGGGACUAGGGGCAAAUUGUGACCCAAACUGCCUACCCUAUGGGGAGAACACCCAGACACCAGGAAAAUAAGAAACAGCAAAGACAGGAGAACAGCCACCUUCAGACUUGAGAAUUCUGAACAUUCAGGCUUGGCCUGUGCCCCCGGCACAAGGGGCAGCCCACACUACAGGACGUCCGGCAUCAGCCUGACUGAGGACUGUUCAACACACGUGAGCUCUGUGCUCGCGAUGUAAAUAAUGUACAAUUUGUGGAUGUCACUAAACCUAGAGUACCUUCCCCCUUUUAUAUUUGUAUUGACUUUAACUUAU